AAGCUCAACUUCGUACUGCUACAUCAGGAGCAGUGGCACAUACUUUCCGUAAAUGUGAUGGCCGCAAAAGUAAAGAGAAGGCAUUUCUAUAACUCAUAACGAGCUAAAAGCACUACAUUUUAUUUUAUUUUGUUAUAUUUUUAUUUUACACCAUACCGUACGGUCGCAAUGUAUAUGUCGGAUGGCCCGCCAGCUGCUCUGCUCCUACUGCUCCUGUCCUGCAGUCCUGUCCGGGGAUUCUUUGCGGAGGAGCGCUGGAUUCCCGAAUCUCCGCUCCUCGCUCCUCGGGUCCUUGUUGCCCUCAUUUGCAGAAACUCUGAGCACUCUUUGCCAUAUUUCCUCGGUACAAUUGAGCGCCUCAACUAUCCCAAGGAGCGUAUGGCUCUCUGGGUAGCAACUGAUCACAAUGUGGACAACACCUCUAUCAUUCUGCAUGACUGGCUUGUUAAGGUGCAGAACCUUUACCAUAAUGUGGAAUGGAGGCCAAAGGAUGAACUGAGACAUUAUGAGGAUCAGGAUGGUCCAAAAGACUGGACAGAUCGUCGUUAUGAGCAUGUUAUGAAGCUUCGGCAAGCAGCACUGGAGGCCGCUCGUGAAAUGUGGGCAGACUACUUCAUGUUGGUGGAUUGUGAUAACCUCCUCAUCAAUCCGAAUGUGCUCUGGAAGCUCAUAAAAGAGAAUAAGACUGUAAUUGCUCCGAUGCUUGAAUCCCGUGCAGCUUAUUCAAACUUCUGGUGUGGAAUGACCCCACAGGGUUACUAUAAGCGGACCCCUGACUACAUGCCUAUUAGGAAGCAGGUACGAAAAGGCUGCUUUGCUGUUCCCAUGGUCCACUCCACUCUGCUGGUAGACCUCAGGAAAGAGGCAUCAAGGCAGCUAGCCUUUCACCCACCCCAUCCAGAAUACAGCUGGGCUUUUGAUGACAUCAUUGUGUUUGCAUACUCUGCUCGGAUGGCAGAUGUCCAGAUGUUUGUAUGUAACAAGGAGACCUAUGGUUACUUCCCUGUACCAUUACGCUCCCACAAUACUUUGGAAGAUGAAUCUGACAGCUUUUUGCACUCCUUGUUGGAAGUUAACGUGCGAAAUUCCCCAGUGGUGCCUUCAAAAUACUUACGUGUUGCUAGGAAACAACCUGACAAAAUGGGCUUUGAUGAGGUUUUCAUGAUAAACCUAGAGAGGCAGGCUGGCCGCAAAAAGCGUAUGCUGAGGUCCCUGUAUGAGCAGAAGAUUGCAUGUAAGGUUUUUGAAGCUGUAGAUGGAAAUGCAAUGAAUGCCACCCAAAUUCAUACUCAGGGCAUCCAUAUGCUCCCUGGAUAUAGCGACCCUUACCAUGGUCGACCUCUGACAAAGGGAGAGCUGGGCUGCUUUCUUUCUCACUAUAACAUCUGGAAAGAGAUUGUAGAGCAAGGCUUGCAAACAUCACUGGUGAUCGAAGACGACCUGCGCUUUGAGGUCUUCUUCAAGCGUCGCUUGAUGAACUUGAUGAAUGAGGUUGAAGAUGAAGGUCUGGAUUGGGAUCUCAUAUAUAUUGGCCGAAAGAGAAUGCAAGUGGAUUACAGAGAGAAAGCAGUGCCAAAUAUACGCAACUUAGUGGAAGCAGACUACUCAUAUUGGACACUAGGCUAUAUGGUGUCAUUACAAGGUGCGAAGAAGCUUUUAAAAGCAGAGCCACUAAAGAAGGUUUUGCCUGUGGAUGAGUUUCUUCCCAUCAUGUUCAAUAAACAUCCUGUGUCUGAUUACAUGGAACAGUUUGAAACUAGGGACCUGAAGGCAUUUUCUGCAGAGCCUCUCCUUGUGUUUCCAACACACUAUACAGGCGAUCCAGGCUACAUUAGCGACACUGAAACCUCUACAGUGUGGGACAAUGACAAGGCCCGUACAGACUGGGACAGAGCACGCUCAGGAAAAACCAGAGAACAGAAUGAGAUCAGCAGUGAGGCCCAAAACAUAGAUGUGCUCCAGUCCCCUUUAGACAUUACCGCACGGGAUGAGCUAUGAGAGGACAUGCACGCCUGGAGUGUAAACAUGCAAAGGACAAGCUGCCAUAGUUUUGAUUCACCUGCUCUCCUUGAUCAUUUUGAUUUAGCAUCACAGCAGAGAUGUAAUAUCAAAGUUUAUAAAAAGAUUAAAAAAGUCAGUUGUGACGAGUUAAAAGGGAUCACGGGCAUCUUAUGCUGUGUUUUUAUGUUAUACUUUAACAAGGCACUAGACUUGCCAUUUUGAAUGGCAUUUGCAGUACCCAGCUUCUGUCUGUCAUACAGAAAUUCAAAGAUGCAUUUCCAAUUAAUGACAUUGGGCUGGUUCAUCUCCGUCAUUUCAGGUGAUCUAUUGUAACAUUAAACUGUGAAUUUUGUUUUUCUUUUGGAUUUUCAAAUUAGUUCAUAAAUCUUUUAUGAAUUGUUAUAUGUAAUUUGGUACGAAGGGCACAUGAUUGUGUGUUCCCCCUAAGAAGCACCAGGAAACAUACAUCUGAAUUAGAGUGUUUUGGGUUAAGGUUUGACUUUAGGAUAGUACAUGAAAUAGGAUUUGAAAUUUGUAACAGGAUGGUUUUUUUAUGUUAUUUAUUAUUUCAUGGUUCUACCAUCUCAUGGAUAUAGCAUCUGAAGAGGUUGAUUUUCACUGAGCAAUAAUGAAAUAAAUUCACCAAUUCACUGUUCACAAAAAUCAGUGAUUCAUUGUGUAACAUAAAAUAAAAGUUUUUUAAUAGUU
Melanotaenia boesemani (Boeseman's rainbowfish) is the source of this 2709-nucleotide messenger RNA. RefSeq names its product collagen beta(1-O)galactosyltransferase 1a (gene colgalt1a). The record is from RefSeq and is a predicted model, not a curated record. Gene Ontology annotation, molecular function: procollagen galactosyltransferase activity. NCBI's taxonomy places the organism in Eukaryota, Metazoa, Chordata, Actinopteri, Atheriniformes, Melanotaeniidae. The transcript has 12 exons. The coding region runs from base 169 to 1998 and encodes 609 amino acids.